UCCGUCAGCUGUUGCGGAGGGGGCGUCAGCGGGGCACCGUAUUUCUGGAACAUUCCGCCGCGAGAGAAGAUAGUGCGCCUCGCUUCACAAAGAAUACUCCAGAACCUGUCCUAUUCCACCAAAUAUCCGAUACUGGGAAAUUUCGUGGUGUUUCAGUGAGUUAGGUAGUAUUUUUAUGUCGGAUAUUUGGCGAAAUAUUCGCCAAGGUCGUAUUUUGAAGGGGUGCGGAGGAAUUUAGAGACAUUCUUGGUGUGAGGCUGUCCAUAAGAAGCUGGGAUUUGCCCUGGCAGGUCACUUGCAGAAUUUUGCAAGUCAAAGAGAAUCUCCAAGCCCCUCAGUGCCUCCAUUUCCAAGGAACAACGCGAGCUUUUCCCCUCUAUCCAAGCCUGUCUGACAACAACUUGUCAUUCCCUCAGGACCUGUGCUAAGGCGGGGAGAUUCUCAACCAUGGCCGGCGACACCAGGAGUUGCUGCUCGGGCGAGUGUGCGACUGUGUCCGACGGAGCGGCCACGCAGCUGCGGCUACUCGACUACGAGCAGGUCCGCAAGCUGGACCAGGUCCUGAACGAUGUCGUCCCGAUCCACGGCCGCGGAAACUUCCCCACCCUGGAGAUUUGCCUGAAAUCGCUGGUCCAGGUCGUGAGGAAGCGGCUGGAGGAGGAAGGGAUCCCUCUCCGGGACGUGCGACUGAACGGGUCCACGGCAAGCUACAUUCUCUCGGACGAGUCCGCCUUCUGCUACAACGACUUGGACCUGAUCUUCGGCGUGUCGCUGGAAUCCGCGAGCGACUUGCAGAGAAUCAAGGACAUGGUGUUGGACUGCUUGCUGGAUUUCCUGCCGUGUGAUGUGCGUAAGGAGCGCAUCUCCCCUCUGACUCUCAAAGACGCGUACGUGCAGAAGUUGGUGAAGAUCGCCAACGACAACGACCGGUGGUCGCUCAUCUCCCUCACCAACAACUCCGGCCGCAACGUCGAGCUGAAGUUCGUGGACAGGAUGCGACGGCAGUUCGAGUUCAGCGUGGACUCCUUCCAGAUCGUGCUGGACUCUCUCCUGUCCUUCUACGAACACUCCGAGGUGGAGAUGACCCAGCACUUCUACCCCUCCGUCAUCGCGGAGAGCGUGUACGGGGACUUCUCCCUGGCGCUCUUCCACCUCCACAAUCGCCUCAUCGCGACCAGGAACCCGGAGGAGAUCCGAGGCGGCGGGCUGCUGAAGUACUGCAACCUGCUCGUGCGCGAGUACAACCCGGCCUGUCACGCCGAGAUCAAGUCCCUGGAGAGGUACAUGUGCUCCAGGUUCUUCAUUGACUUCUCAGACAUUGUGCAACAGCAGCAGAAGCUGGAGAAGUAUCUCAACAACCACUUCGUCGGGGACGAAGAGGCGAAGUACAGAUACCUGGUGACCCUGCGCAGAGUGAUCCAGGAGAGCACGGUGUGUCUGAUGUCGCACGAGCGGAGACAGACGCUAAGACUGAUAGACUGCAUGGCCUACAACAUCUACUGUGGCCUGCAGCACCGAAACCAGGCCAUGAACUCCAGCGGACCCCCCUCCCCCAAUGGGGUACUGUACCCAGGACAGGGGUACUUCUACGAUGGGAACACCAGCAGUUUCUUCAUCACUAACGCCUACCCCACCUGGAUAUCCUGCCAGUAGGGAGGUGGGGGCUCCCACAGGACAGGCGAGCAGGGUGUGGAAAAACUUCAAAACUUGACAAAAAAAGACAAUGAUUCCAAGUGCAACAAAGAAAAACAAGAAGAGAGAGACUCAGUUGAACUGUGAAAAAGUUUGUGUGAUUGUGGUGAAAAGGUGCUUGUGAAAAGUGAAGAGAUCUCGAGCCUUGUUAACGUUCAAAGACAAUGCGGGCCAGGGCAGUAUACAGGAGUCUGAUUGACCCACUGCUAGCGGAUGUGAACAGGUCUAUAAAUAGUCGUCGAACCACUGCGGGUAACCUUCGAACUGGUUUAUUGACCAAGGCUGGUUCCUACGCAGGUCGCAAUUCUGUGGAGGCAGGCAGUUACCCCAUUGGUUCCGAAGGUGAGAGAGAGGCGAGAGGCAAACAACAAUGGUACUUUGAACCCUACUGUUUGAUUACGUAGUACUUAUACCUAACCAGAGUGUAAAAAGUAAACGUUGUUGUGUACACCAGCAGGGGGCAGCUAUAUUAUCAGUGCAGGCCAAAUUAAGGACCAAAGAUUACAUAUUUUUGUGAAUGUCCUGUAUUUUUGUGGUAAAAAGGAGAGGUAUAAGAGAGACUGUAUUAUAGGAGUUUAAAGUGAACGAAUGUGUGUCAGGGACCCAGUUAUCCAGUGAGGCCACAAAAGUAUUGUUUUCAGAAAUUCCUUGAGAGUAUUUGAGAUCCGUAACCAUAGUUACGGAGGAGUGUGGCGUGGGGUAAUCUUGCAACUAGUGAAGAUCUUUGUAAUUCCCAGGCUGAAAUUCACAUGGGGAAAAGGAAAUGGAGAAAUUGGUUCAAAAGGGCAGUUGGGAAUGAGUUGUCAAGGUUGCCCACUGACAUAUUCCUGUUGCUUGGUUACCUGGGAUGGGUUUUGGUCCAGAAAAGGGGACAAUGUAGAGCAUUACUAGUUCUUACACAGACAAGAAAAGAAAACAAGACUUAAGAAGCACACUUAAGGUUUAAGAAGAGCUGUAAUGUUUGUCUUGUAAUCUUGUUCUUAUUCCAUUGGGAAAAUUAACAAAACAUUCUAUUAAGCAACUUAGCAAGAUAGAAAAUAUAACACCAGCCAUGGAGAAAUACUUCUUCAGUUCAGAUGCCUGAUCUAAAAAUAUAUCAAGGCUCGUAGCCUGGUACCCUAUUUUUGUGCACAGAAUUCAAAUAUGGAAGUUGCAGAAAUUUUUGCUGUGGUCACUUUGACCUUGAUUGUACAAAUUCAUGUAUAACCCAGGGCUGUAUACUGUACAGAAGCUGUUUAUAUAUUGCUUGUGAAUCAGUCCAGUGUUGCAACAAGUAUCACAAAAUAGACUAGAUAGAGUAGACUUGUAGUGUUGGAAGAGUCAGGUCUAUUUGUAAAACUUUACCAGAUGACAUUAUUGAUACUAAACUUCUAGAAGUGUUUUUCCCUGCAUCACAAUUUGUUGUGCAUAGGGGUGAAUUGUAACAUACAUUGAAGACUUCAUAUGUGCAUGUGGUAGUUGCAAUGUUUAACUUGUCCAACAAAAAGUUGAUCAUCUGUGUUAAUGAUACGAUUUUUCUGAACACAUUUUAGUUUUCGUUUAUUUUUCUUUCUGCAACAGUAACCCCUAUCAUGGCACGUAGUGCAAGAUGAGAGACAAGAUACGGAAAUUAUGUACAAAGAAUACCAAAGACUGACACAGAGCUUUAUAAGGAAAAAAACUUGUAUUUUAUGACGGCGAAAUAAUAAAUUAUUUUCCAGGUA
Molecule: messenger RNA, 3395 nt
Organism: Branchiostoma floridae (Florida lancelet)
Lineage: Eukaryota; Metazoa; Chordata; Leptocardii; Amphioxiformes; Branchiostomatidae
Product: terminal nucleotidyltransferase 5C-like
Exons: 2
Coding region: 448-1653 (401 amino acids)
Biological process (GO): mRNA stabilization
Molecular function (GO): poly(A) RNA polymerase activity; RNA binding
Source: RefSeq, a predicted model, not a curated record